AUGUAUUGUUAUUGUUUGUGUAUUCUUUUUUUCUUUUUCUUUUUUUCAUUUUGUGAGGGAAAGCUUUGCCUUAUUUUUGUUUUGCUUUACUUUAUCGAAUCGAAAAUGUCUAAGCAGCAGCAUUUGGUUUCUGAUUUUGAAGAUGGCUCUGGUUCAUGGUCUAAUAUCGAACAGGGGUUUGAUACUCUUCUUGUUCAUGGGGGUGUGAAGCCGGAUCCAGUGACAGGAGCUGUGCUUACUCCCAUUUAUCAAAGCACGACGUUUGUUCAAGAGUCAAUUGAACUUUAUCAAUCCAGGGGAUUUAGUUAUACCCGGAGUGCAAAUCCUACCGUGAAGGCAUUAGAGGAAAAGCUGUGCGCGGUGGAGAAGGGUGAUUACGCCACGGUAUACAGCACAGGUAUGGCCGCCACUACAACUGUUGUGUCUGCUCUGAUGAAUGCUGGUGAUCAUGCUAUUGUCACUGACUGCAGUUAUGGUGGAACGAAUCGUGCGUGCCGUGUGUUUUUUACUCGAUUUGGUAUGGAGUUCACAUUUGUCGAUAUGCGUGAUCUGAGCAAUGUGGAGAAGGCCAUUAAGUCGAACACAAAAUUAGUAAUCUCUGAAACCCCUGCCAAUCCUACGUUAACUCUCACUGACAUCAGAGCACUGUCAAAGAUAUGCAAGGCAAAAGGUCUUCUUCAUGUUUGUGACAACACUUUUGCAACGGCUUUCAUCAUGCGGCCAAUCGACCUUGGUGCUGAUGUCAGCCUCAUCAGCACAACAAAGUUUGUUGACGGCCAUAACAUGACGGUUGGUGGUGCACUCGUGACGAAGCGGAAGGAUCUUGAUGAGAAACUCCGACUGACGCAGAAUAUUCUCGGAAAUGCCAUGUCUCCGUUUGUGGCAUUCUUACAACUACAGACAAUGAAAACUAUGUCUCUACGUGUCACUAAACAAAGUGCCAACGCACAGAAGGUGGCGGAAUUCCUUGAGACACACCCUAUUGUUGAUAAGGUGUCCUACCCCGGCCUCAAAAGCUUUCCGCAGAAGGAACUCGCUGAUCGUCAACAUUCCAACGGCAAUCAUGGCGGUAUGUUGUGGUUUGAAUUGAAGGGUGGCACGGCGGCGGGUCGCCGUCUGAUGGAUACCGUCCAACGCCCCUGGUCACUUUGUGAGAAUCUUGGAGCAACGGAGAGUAUUAUCACAUGCCCAUCUGUCAUGACACACGCCAAUAUGACAACUGAGGACCGAUUGAAGGUUGGAAUUACGGAUGGGUUCAUUCGUGUUUCCUGCGGUAUUGAAGACGCUGAGGAUCUCGUUGCCGCUCUUAAGAAAGCGCUGGAUGCCAUGUGCCAUUAG
This is a messenger RNA of Trypanosoma brucei brucei TREU927, 1338 nucleotides long. Its product is annotated as cystathione gamma lyase, putative. Gene Ontology annotation, molecular function: carbon-sulfur lyase activity; pyridoxal phosphate binding. Gene Ontology annotation, biological process: transsulfuration. The record is from RefSeq and is a predicted model, not a curated record. Gene Ontology annotation, cellular component: cytoplasm. NCBI's taxonomy places the organism in Eukaryota, Euglenozoa, Kinetoplastea, Trypanosomatida, Trypanosomatidae. The transcript has a single exon. The coding region runs from base 1 to 1338 and encodes 445 amino acids.